Sus scrofa (pig) is the source of this 819-nucleotide messenger RNA. It is a transcript of the gene FGF9, whose product is annotated as fibroblast growth factor 9. The record is from RefSeq and is marked provisional. Gene Ontology annotation, molecular function: growth factor activity. Lineage: Eukaryota; Metazoa; Chordata; Mammalia; Artiodactyla; Suidae.
AUGCAUUUAAUGGAUUGAAGAAAAGGACCUUUUUUUCUCUCUCUGCAACUGCAGUAAGGGAGGGGAGUUGGAUAUACCUCGCCUAAUAUCUCCUGGGUUGGCACCAUCAUUAUUGUUUAUCGCUGUGCUCCAAAAGCCGAGGCUUCUGAUGGCUCCCCUAGGUGAAGUUGGGAACUAUUUCGGUGUGCAGGAUGCAGUACCGUUUGGGAAUGUGCCCGUGUUGCCGGUGGACAGCCCGGUUUUGUUAAGUGACCACCUGAGUCAGUCCGAAGCAGGAGGGCUUCCCAGGGGACCCGCAGUCACGGACUUGGAUCAUUUAAAGGGGAUUCUCAGGCGGAGGCAGCUGUACUGCAGGACUGGAUUUCACUUAGAAAUCUUCCCCAAUGGUACUAUCCAGGGAACCAGGAAAGACCACAGCCGCUUUGGCAUCCUGGAAUUCAUCAGUAUAGCCGUGGGCUUGGUCAGCAUUCGGGGCGUGGACAGCGGACUCUACCUGGGCAUGAACGAGAAGGGGGAGCUGUACGGAUCCGAAAAACUAACCCAAGAGUGUGUAUUCAGAGAACAGUUUGAAGAAAACUGGUAUAACACGUACUCCUCGAAUCUGUACAAACACGUGGACACUGGAAGGCGGUUCUAUGUGGCGUUAAACAAGGACGGGACCCCCAGAGAAGGAACGAGGACUAAACGGCACCAGAAAUUCACACAUUUUUUACCCAGACCAGUGGACCCGGACAAAGUCCCCGAACUAUAUAAGGAUAUUCUAAGCCAAAGUUGACAAAGACUCUUUCUUCACUUGAGCCCUUAAAAAAGUAACCACUA